UUCACCAUCCUCCUCAUUAGCAGGUUCUUGGAGAGCACACUGCUCAACGCAGAAGUGAAGGAGGGAGAGAUUCUGCCUCCUACCAUUCAGAGACUGAUGAAAGGAUACAACAAGUACCUCAGGCCUUUCUUUGACAAUGGCCCUGUAACAGUGGGUAUGAGUUUGGACAUUGCCAGCAUAGACACCAUCUCAGAGAUCAACAUGGACUACACAGCCACCAUAUUCCUGCGCCAGCGCUGGACAGACGAGCGCUUGGUGUUUGAUGGCAACAAGAGCCUGAGUCUCGAUGGGCGGCUAGUGGAGCUGCUCUGGGUCCCCGACACCUUCAUCGUCGACUCCAAGAAGUCCUUCCUCCAUGACAUUACCGUGGAGAACCGGCUGAUCCGCAUCUUCCCCAACGGGACCGUCCUCUACGCAUUGAGGAUUACCACGACUGUGGCCUGCAAUAUGGAUCUCACCAAAUACCCCAUGGACAAGCAGACGUGCACACUACAACUGGAGAGCUGGGGCUACAACAUCAACGACGUCAUGUUCUACUGGACCAGAGGGAACGAGUCCGUCAGCGGCUUAGACUCACUGCGACUGGCUCAGUACACAGUGGAGGACCACUACACCUCCGUCUCAGAGGCCAUCUACGAGACGGGGCAUUACCCCAAGUUGGUCUUCCAUUUUGAGCUGAAGAGGAGCAUCCUGUACUUCAUCUUAGAGACGUACGUCCCCUCCAGCCUGUUGGUGGUCCUCUCGUGGGUCUCCUUCUGGAUUUCCCAGUCCUCUGUUCCGGCACGCAUUUGUAUCGGAGUGACCACAGUACUGACCAUGACCACUCUGAUGAUGGGAGCCCGGACAUCGCUGCCCAAUGCCAACUGCUUCAUCAAGGCCAUUGACGUUUACCUGGGGAUCUGCUUCAGCUUCAUCUUCGGGGCGCUGAUUGAGUAUGCCGUGGCCCACUUCUGCACCCUCACCUACACCGGCCCCAACAUGCUCGUGUAUGGCCACCAGAUGCACGACCUCGAAGACGAGAUGAACGGCAUCGUCACCACCAUCGCCAGCGACUCCAACAGGGUGAAGAGACGCAAGGAGACCGCCACAUCUCCUCCUCCCGCUCCCUCCUCCGCAGAACUAGCUGUAAGCCCCUCCAGCCCUUCAGGCAGCGAGCCUAAGCCCGAGGCGCCCCCCGAGGAGCCCCCCAACCGAUGCCUCACCGUCCUGUCCAUCCUCCGCAAGGUCUUGCACCGCUCCCUAACUUGCUGUCAUGUGGAGAACCCCCACUACAUAGACAACUACUCCAGAGUCACCUUCCCCCUCUCCUUCGUCAUGGUCAAUCUGCUCUACUGGACAUACUACCUGUACUUUUAGCACUCACUGGAGUACAGUGUGUGUCCCAGUGUGGAAGAGAAUUUGUAUGGAGGAAAGACGUGUGUGUUUUACUUCAUGUAUGUACAGUAAGCGUUAUUCGUGUAUGUUAUGAAACGAGUGAGUGCAGUUUCUACAUUGGGACUCAUCAGUGAAGUAGCAUAUGUCAUGCACAACCAUGUAGGGUUGUUUUUAAGAGGAAAUGGCGAUGCUUUUGAUUACAGCUCCAUUUUUAAGUAAUAACAUGUACUGUAAAUGAGUAGGGAAUUCUAUACAGCUGGUUCUGUUGUAACUAAUUGGCCUCGCUUUGACGGAUAAGUCUCGAUCAA
Myripristis murdjan (pinecone soldierfish) is the source of this 1682-nucleotide messenger RNA. It is a transcript of the gene gabrzb, whose product is annotated as gamma-aminobutyric acid receptor subunit pi. Gene Ontology annotation, molecular function: transmembrane signaling receptor activity; extracellular ligand-gated monoatomic ion channel activity. The transcript is spliced from 9 exons. Lineage: Eukaryota; Metazoa; Chordata; Actinopteri; Holocentriformes; Holocentridae. Gene Ontology annotation, biological process: monoatomic ion transmembrane transport. The record is from RefSeq and is a predicted model, not a curated record. Bases 97 to 1356 code for a protein of 419 amino acids. Gene Ontology annotation, cellular component: membrane.